Molecule: messenger RNA, 2135 nt
Organism: Cornus florida
Lineage: Eukaryota; Viridiplantae; Streptophyta; Magnoliopsida; Cornales; Cornaceae
Product: protein NRT1/ PTR FAMILY 4.5-like
Exons: 6
Coding region: 1-1824 (607 amino acids)
Biological process (GO): transmembrane transport
Cellular component (GO): membrane
Molecular function (GO): transmembrane transporter activity
Source: RefSeq, a predicted model, not a curated record
AUGGGUCCCGUGGAGACCGAUAUUAAGGAAAAAGCUGAGCUUGUUGAAGGAAAGGUGGAUUGGAAGGGAAGAACAGCAAGGAAGGAUAAGCAUGGAGGACCACAAACUUCGUUGCUUGUCCUAGCUGCUUUUGCUUUCGAGAACUUGGCAACUCUUGCACUAGCAGUAAAUUUGGUGACAUACUUCAAUAGAGUGAUGCACUUUAUAAUGGCUGAUGCUGCUAAUCAGCUAACAAACUACAUGGGUACUAGUUACAUUCUAGCCAUCCUCAUGGCCUCCCUUGCAGACGCUUACAUCGGCAGAUUUAUGACUGUUUCUAUUUCAGCAUGCAUUGAAUUCAUGGGACUUGCAUUACUAACAAUACAAGCUCACUAUUCCAAACUCAAGCCACCUCCCUGCAACAUUUUUGAUCCAACGGCAAGCUGUCACCAAGUUGAUGGCGGCAACGCUGCACUCCUCUUCGCCGCCCUAUACAUGAUCGCCAUUGGCGCUUCAGGACUAAAAGCUGGGUUGCCAACACAUGGUGCUGAUCAAUUUGAUGAGAAAGAUCCACGAGAAGCGAAACAGAUGUCCAGUUUCUUCAACUGGCUCUUGCUAGCAGUGUGCAUAGGCGGCGCAGCUAGUCUAACCCUUAUCGUGUGGAUCCAAGACAACAAGGGAUGGGACUGGGGAUUUGGGAUCUCAACUGUUGCCAUGCUCUUGGCUGUCAUCAUCUUUGUUUCUGGAUUGCCACGCUACCGCAUACAUGUUUUUCAAGGAAGUAGUGCCAUCACUGAAAUUAUUCAGGUGUAUGUAGCAGCCAUCCUUAAUAGAAAGCUUCAACUUCCUGAGGACCCUACAGAGCUGUAUGAGAUCAAUAGGGACAAGGAAGCCGCAAUAGAAGCAGAAUUUCUUCCUCACAGUGAUGGUUUCAGGUUCCUAGACAAAGCAGCCAUCCAAACAUCACCAACACAACAUGGAACACCAGAAACAGUUAGUCCAUGGAAACUUUGCAGGGUCACCCAAGUAGAGAAUGCCAAAAUCAUACUUAGAAUGGUCCCAAUCUUCUGUUGCACCAUUAUCAUGACUCUUUGCUUGGCUCAACUUCAAACCUUCUCCAUCCAACAAGGCCUCACCAUGGACACAAGUAUCAACAAACAUUUCAACAUACCACCAGCUUCACUCCCCAUCAUCCCCGUCGUCUUCUUGAUCAUCAUCAUCCCAGUCUACAACUGCUUAUUCGUGCCCUUUGCCCGUAAGAUCACUGGCCACCCCACUGGAAUAACUCACCUGCAACGUGUUGGGGUCGGCCUAAUUCUCUCUGCCGUGUCCAUGGCAGCUGCUGGACUGCUGGAAGUGAAGCGAAAAGAGGUCGCAAGAAAACACAAUAUGCUAGAUGCACUCCCAGUGUUGCAGCCACUCCCCAUUAGCGUUUUCUGGCUAUCAAUCCAGUACUUCAUUUUUGGUAUAGCAGACAUGUUCACAUAUGUUGGUCUUCUUGAAUUUUUCUAUUCACAAGCACCAAAAGGGCUGAAAUCAAUCUCUACUUGCUUCCUCUGGAUCUCCAUGGCACUUGGGUAUUUUCUGAGCACUAUAGUUGUGAAGAUAGUGAAUCGGUCCACGAAGGGAAUGACUAACAGUGGUGGAUGGUUAGGAGGAAAUAACAUCAACAAGAAUGAUCUGAAUCUGUUCUACUGGUUGUUGUCUAUACUUAGCUCAAUAAAUUUCUUGACCUAUUUGUUUGUGGCCAAGAGAUACCAGUACAGGCCACAGAGCCCGGAGAAUAUUUCAGAUGAUCAGAAUUAUAACAAGAGUUAUGAGCUGAAGUCGACGGAGAAUUUAUAAAUGGAGAAGCCACUAGAUGAAAACUGAAUUUUAGAUGUGUGUUUAUUUUCAAGUUUUUUAAGUGUGUUAUUAUUUUUUUUUUUUAUCAAGUUUUUUUCUCUGUAUUAAUUUGCUUGGUUCUGAUGUAGAAAAUUUGGAUAUAUUUUUUCCACUCUGCAGUGAAAGAUGGGUGGCAUCAAAUAUAUGCGCGCCAAUGCUUAAUUAAUUACAUUUGAUGCCCUUUGAAAAAUAUGAUGUUCUACUCUCUUUUCUUUUCUUUCUUUUUAAUUUUUGUUUCGUUAAGCAUGAUGAUUAAGUUGAAUGCUCCUCUA